This is a messenger RNA of Caenorhabditis angaria, 1534 nucleotides long. NCBI's taxonomy places the organism in Eukaryota, Metazoa, Nematoda, Chromadorea, Rhabditida, Rhabditidae. The record is from the annotation of a GenBank genome assembly.
AUGGAAAUCUACACAACGAUCAUCGCCUUAUUCUUGGUCCUUCUACAAGUUGGUCAGUUUUCUGGAAUUUUUAAAAAUCUGAAAAUACUGUUUCAGGUUCAAUUUUCAGUGUGCCAAUUUCGAAUGAAGAUGCAAAUGCGGUAGUUACAAGUAACAUUGAGGAGUGAGUUUGGGUUUAAGCUUGCGGUUUAGGCUUAGGCUGACUCUUUAGGCUUAGGCUCAAGCUUGAAAAAUCUAAAAUUUUUGCCACGUUGAUUUUUGAAAAAAUACGUGAUUUUGGGCAGAAAUCAUAAAUUAUUUGAUAAAUAUUUCUAUUUAUUUCUGGAAAAAAAUGUCCGGAAAUUUUUUUUCAAAGAAGGAAAAAUUAGAAACCAAGCAAAAUUUCCGCUCCAAUUAAAAAUUCAUGAGAAAAAAGUGGAAGUGAUGUUUCUGAGAACAAAAAAAAUUAAAAAUCACGGAAAAAAUCUAGGCUCAAGCUUGAAAUAUAUGUAGGUUCAGGCUGAAAAUUUGAGCCUAAAAAUCAAAUUUAAAAAUUUAAUUUAAAAAGCCCGAAAUUUUUUUCACUUCCAUAAGAGUUUUGAAAAUUACAAAAAAGAAAAUCAGGUUUUCAAUUUCCUGAAAAUCUAAUUCUAGGCUUAAAUUCUAGUUUCAGUAUAGAAACUUAGAAUCUCUGAGCCAACCUCUCAAUAUUUUUGUUGCAGAUCAGAAAACGGUCGACUGAAACGUGGCGGGGGGCGUGCGUUUUACGGAUUCGCUAAUUCGAAAAGAGGUUCAGAUGUCGGAGUCGAAGGAUCCCUUCCAUACUUUCUGUAUCAAAAACGUGGAGGUGGACGAUCAUUUGGACACAAUAGAGAUCUCUACGGGUUAGUUCUGGCCUAAGAACUUCUGGAAAUUCAAUGUUUCAGACUUCAAAGCUGAAUUAGAAUACAUAAUUUUUGAUCCUCAAAACAUUUUUUGAAAGUUUCCAAAAUUGUUUAUUAGACUCCAGGGAGAUUUCCAAAAUUAUUUGAAAAAACUUUGAAACAGUGGAUUUUUAGAGAAAGGAAAAAAAGUUCUUUUAGAAAAUUAGUGAUUUUUUCCUUAAGUUAGGGUAAGUUAUAGAGGUUUUACGGUGUUCUUAUGAGAAUUUUAAAGUUUAGGAGUUCUUUAGAAGCUUUGGGUUAAUUUUUAAGGUUAAGAAGAAGUUUAGGGUUAUUUUUAGCGGUUUUAAAGUCAACUUGGAUUACCCUAUCUCAGGACACCUUAAAAUGACCUAACCACCUCUUAAGGUCACUAAAAGCAUCAUAAAAACCCCAAAUCUGAUUCAAGCUCUCCACAAAUUGUUGAAAAUCAUACCUAAUGCUCUCUAGGGUGAUUUUAGGUCAUUUCUCAUCAAUUUUCACCCAAAUUUUACCAAUUUCCUUGCAGAUUCGACAAAAGAGCCGGUGGUCGAGCAUUCGGCGGCUCCUGGUCUCCAUAUUUGGAACGAUUCAACGACUUCAAACGAUCCGCUGAUGGUUACCCGAUCUACUAUUCCGACAACUUUUUCUACUAA